AUGAGAAUUCGAGACUCAAAUUUCUUGAUAAAACGAACGAAAUUACGCGCACAUAUAUGCGACUUGCCGAGGACAUCCGGCAGCAAUCUGCCGAAAUUACCCCCAAACGCGAAGUUUUACAAUCGGUGGAAACGAAAUCUUCAAAAGUUUGUUCUUGUUUCCGCUCGACAUCCUUUAACAGGUUUAACUUUUCGCAGCCAAACAGCUAUUGCUCUUGAAAAGAGAAGACAUUCAAGAUCACCUUAUCGAUGGAUGAUUCAUCCAUAUAGUAUAUUAAGUUCCACAUAUUGUGUGCUUCUACAGGAUUGGAAAAAGCAGCGGUCCUGA
This is a messenger RNA of Atta colombica, 327 nucleotides long. RefSeq lists its product as uncharacterized. The coding region runs from base 1 to 327 and encodes 108 amino acids. The transcript is spliced from 2 exons. Lineage: Eukaryota; Metazoa; Arthropoda; Insecta; Hymenoptera; Formicidae. The record is from RefSeq and is a predicted model, not a curated record.